Messenger RNA from Phyllotreta striolata, 945 nucleotides. Lineage: Eukaryota; Metazoa; Arthropoda; Insecta; Coleoptera; Chrysomelidae. The record is from the annotation of a GenBank genome assembly.
AUGUCUUUUAAAGAACAUUUGGAAAUGAUCAGCCUCAACGAGUCACCUUCGAAGAAAGCUAAAUUUUGGCAGUCCUUCGUCAGAUCCCUAAAGGGAUCCGAUGACUUAAGGGCGACCGAUUCAGUCCAUUCCCGCAGAGGUAUCUUCCGUCCCAUAAGUGACAUACCGGAGAUGUCAUCGUCCUGGCCGUACUCCAAAUCCAUCUACGACGAUCCGAGCGCCGCCUCCGAGAGGAUCCACGUGCCCGGCUACAGAUACGACCCGCUCCACAGAGACACCUACGGCUACUCGCCGAGGCCGAUAUUUCCACACAAUUACGGUUCUCUAGAUAGAUACCGGCCCGCCUUCCACAUCACAAAGCCGAAGCCGCUCGACGCCGAUCAGGCGUGGAAGGACCACAUCGAUCGCGUGAAAGGCCGCGAACCGACCCAAUGGCCGAGCAGCAUCUUCCACACCACUUACCCCUUUUCGCGCUACCCGUUGUACUUGGUCUACAGCAAGAGGCCCGCGCCGGCCGCCGAAAAGUACGAUCCCCACCGCUCGUGGCUGGAUCACUUGGACCGCGUAGCUGAAUUGGACAAAUUGUACCCGUCCCUGUGGCCUUCUAUCGGGAGCAGGCGUACACCCACUCCUAUCAAGGUUGGUCAAUUUGCUCCCCGUCCGUCAGAAGUGGCCUUCAACUACGCCGGUCAGCCGAUUUACUCGCGCGGAGGGCUCUAUCCAAGUAAGACCCUAAUCGAUGAUCUACUCAAUCCCUCGCCUAGCCUCCCCAUAUCCGCCGUAACUCGCGAUCCUUUCUGGUGGGAUUCACCACUCAAACCCGCCUCCGCCUAUAAUCCUUGGGGUAAGUCUCCAGCCUACCUUCGCGAUUCGUACCUCUCUCCCGUGAAGAGGACGUUCCUGUGGGACAAACACCCCAUCAGGCCGUUCGCUGCCGUUUACUAA